AUGCCCCCGAACGAAAUCGCUUCGCAGGGAACCCAACCGCCGCCGUCAUCCAAGACCGGCCACCCUCUCCCCCGACGAACCUCGCCAGCCAAUUCCGUCACACUACGACACCACCGAUUAGCCCGCGAUGCUUCUCUUAAAGCCAGCCCAGGAUCAGCGCCGCCGGUCGUGACAACGACGACAACUUCUCCUCGUCGUAAUUCGUCAGGUGACAGCCAUGAGACUGGGCAAAGCGAUCCGACGACGUGGUUUGACCACUCAAACCAGAACCCAACUGCCACUUUCGACAGCAACAUUAUGGAUGUUGAUCCUCCUUUCUUCCAAAAAGAAUCCGACUCGUCGAAUGAAGAAAAGCCGUUUCCAUACACCCACCAACUGGCGCCUCCAAAGCUCACUACGGCGCAGAGCAGCAGCGCAGAUGACUAUCGCAGUGUCAUUGAUGACCUGACGGUAGAAAUUCAGAAACUUCGAGAAGAGCUCAAACGGUACAAGCAACCUGGCCCAGAUCUGCUUCGGAAGGAGAAGCUAUUUGAGAUCAAGGUCCAUGGUUUGCCCAAGAAGAAGAAGAGAGAACUCGAGGCCACCCUCAGGGACUUUGCUGCCAGCCUUGAGGGGUCUCCCGAUACGUCGUCGUCGCAGAAGAAAAAGAAGUCGUCUCGCCACCAGACUCGAGACAACAUGUAUUCUGCUUCUGGAUCGUUCUCCAAGCACGCAUCGUCAUCCUCGGGAUCCAACUUUCGCCCAGCUGACUCGGCCUAUGCAUCCAUGUCAACAGGCGCCAAGUCCUCAGGAACGUCGAUGAAUCGCCCUAUCAUGGGCUCGCAGGCCAGGUCAUCGGAGCAAAAGGUCGAGAGCUACCUGCGCGAUAUUCCUGAAGGCUUGUAUCCGCGACACAUGAUCAUGACGGACAAGGAUAGGAAGAAGCUUGUUGUCCGUCGGCUUGAGCAAUUGUUCACAGGAAAGAUCAGUGGCCGUCACGUGGUGAAGAAACAGUCCUCAGCACCGAGUGGAAACUCUGCUGCCCUAGCGCCCGUCGUUGCGGAUACCCAGCCGAAUGUCUCAUCAGCAUCCAUAGUUCAUGAACCGCCAGCCCUCCAGACUAGCCAGGAGCCAUCGCGAGAAGCUAGGAUUCUCCCUCUUGAGCAACAAUCCGGACACUCUGGCAAGAAGAGCAGAUCUGGCGGCAAUGGAUCGGCAUCCAACUCGAACGGAGACAACACGGAAUCCGGAGGCAAUGGCAACAGCACUGGCUCCGGGACAAAUCCAUCACCUCCAACGCGACCUCCUCCGGAACAGCGACCCACACGACCCCUCGAUCUCGACCCGGACCGUACUCAGGUUCCAGCCGAAAAUAUGGACUACAUUCGCCAUUUGGGCUUGGUGCCCCCCGAGCUAUUGGCCGAGCAGCACAGCAAUGAUGUCCACCCUGACGCUGAGGGCUGGGUUUAUCUGAACCUGCUUUGCAACCUGGCUCAGCUUCACAUGAUCAACGUGACACCAGACUUUGUCCGCUCAGCUGUUUCGGGGAUCAGCACCAAGUUCCAGUUGUCUCCUGAUGGCCGCAAAAUCCGAUGGCGAGGUGGAACUGAGGGAACCAGGUUCAGCAGCGACAGUUCCGGGUACAACUCCCAAAAGAGCCCGUCUACAGAUGAUGCGGAGGAGGGUUCGGAAAAGAAGCACAAGCGUCAGAAAACAGGACGCUCGACUGGUGAUGAGUUUCAAUCUGGAAGCUCGAGCAAGAACGCGUCCAGGUUUGAUCCACAGCUAUGCGCUCCAUCCGAAAGCUUUCACUACAAGCCCAUGUUUAUACAGCAAGACUCUUCAGGUGGACAGACCUCGCUUGAUGAGACCGUUUCCUCCUUCGGACCCCCAGAAGACAGCAACAUUGGAGAGUCGAGAUGGGGUCUCAGUGGUUCUGGUGCAUCCAGUCGCAAGAAGCGCCGCCAUGAUGGUGCCAUCAUUUACUAUAGCGGAGCGCCAUUCUGUACAGAUCUAUCGGGCGAUCCAGGCGACAUGUCACCAACUUCACAAAUGCUGGCUGCUAGCCAGCACCAGGCCUCGUCAGAUAAGACACAGCUUCCUAUGUCUCCACCGCGACGAUCAAACUCGGGGUCUUUCGUCAACUAUCGGCCACUGACCGAUCGUGGUCCGUUGUCGACCCAGCCAAACCCGGCAAUGGAUGUUGACAUGGAUGAUCCGCCCAGCCUCACAGAGGACACGGACGAUGUGAGCGACAUCGAGCUUGACUUUGAAUGGACCGAUAAUGCCCAAUACAUGGAGUAUCAUCCUCUCGAGCCUUGUGGCUUGGGAGGAGUUCUCCCCGAGGACCACUUCAUGGUAGUAGUUGCCACCAAGAGGUCAAAGCAAGAUAUUCUACCACCAACCUCACGGCCCGACGGCCGAAGGGUGAGCGAAGGUACAGAUAGCAUCAUUCGUCGACUGGCAACAAUGUCGACUUCAUCACCAGUCCUUGGUGCAACCAAGACCAUGUCCGUCAGCGAACCUCCUCCCAUCGAGAUCGAAUACCUGUCGGGCCGCAUCAAGAGACUAACGCCGGUUGCCCUCCCACCCCCUGCCAUCUUUUUCCCACCGUUCAGUGCCAGCGACUCGACGACAGACGAGGAUGGGGAAACCUCAGAUGACCCAGAUGAUUCGCCAUCACUGAGGGGCAUUGUGGGUCGACGAAUCGUUCCACAUCAUUCUGAUGGUUAUCCUGAUGGUGUUGAUCUCAGCAGCGGUGACGAGGAGGGCGACGACCCUGACGACUCUCCCGAUCACAACAUAUACGAUGUCAGCCGAGAUGCCAAGGUGCUACCGAACCGACCUAGGCAGACUGUUAGACGCACAAGUAGUGCUGCUGCCGCCGCUGGAACCGCUCGUGGGGAAAGUAAGAGCACCAGCGCAGAUCCUGCUCUCUCGAGUCAGGACAGUUCAAUCGCUACCGCCGGCGCCGUCGGGAGUGGCCUCAGCAGUAGCGACGAG
Messenger RNA from Fusarium vanettenii 77-13-4, 2982 nucleotides. RefSeq lists its product as uncharacterized. The transcript has 2 exons. Gene Ontology annotation, biological process: regulation of DNA-templated transcription; circadian rhythm. The record is from RefSeq and is a predicted model, not a curated record. Lineage: Eukaryota; Fungi; Ascomycota; Sordariomycetes; Hypocreales; Nectriaceae. Gene Ontology annotation, cellular component: nucleus; cytoplasm. The annotation marks the transcript as partial.